Messenger RNA from Cylas formicarius (sweet potato weevil), 672 nucleotides. RefSeq names its product multiple coagulation factor deficiency protein 2 homolog. The transcript has 4 exons. Lineage: Eukaryota; Metazoa; Arthropoda; Insecta; Coleoptera; Brentidae. The coding region runs from base 133 to 633 and encodes 166 amino acids. The record is from RefSeq and is a predicted model, not a curated record.
CCCAAAUGCGGGGAUAAGAGAAAGACAGAUCGUCGUGAAAGGUGGAUUCGUUUGCUCGUUGUUCCAGUCGCGCCUGGAUAACCUUUAAACGGCGAUAACUUCCGAGAUGAACCGCUUACUAAACCCUUAACAAUGAGUCAAAUCGCUUCGUUGACUGUGUUGAUAACCAUCGUAGCGCUAGCGAGCGGUAGGGGUCCCCACCAUCCACGCGGCGAACCCAUCGUCAAAAGGCACACCCACUAUAAACCCAGCAGGACCGCCGAAAAGUUCACCCAAGAUGCCGGACUCCUCCACGACGCUGAGCACACCCUGGAACACUUAGAAGAAGCAGAGCUUAAACCGGACGUAUCAAAGAUGACGCCGGAGGAACUGGAGCUGUAUUACUUUCUUCUCCAUGACAGCGACAAGAAUUCCAAACUGGAUGGGCUCGAGCUGCUCCAGGCCAUUCUCCAUACUGACCACGAUGCAGUCGGCGUGAGGUCUGAGGAAUUGAACGCUUUCGUUGAGAUGGUGGACCAGGUACUCGGAGAAGACGACGAGGACGGUGAUGGUUAUUUGAGUUAUGCGGAAUACGUCGAGGGUAGGAGGAGAAGUCAAUCAGGACAACAACCUAAUGUCAGUAUGGUCCUUUGAAACUGUUGAUGGAUGAUCAAAUUUUUUUAAUAAAAUGGU